Messenger RNA from Closterium sp. NIES-67, 1418 nucleotides. The record is from the annotation of a GenBank genome assembly. Lineage: Eukaryota; Viridiplantae; Streptophyta; Zygnematophyceae; Desmidiales; Closteriaceae.
UCCCUUGAUUGUCACUCAGCUUGUUUUAGUACCUUCCAUCGCCAUAGCUUGUGCUAACCGAUAGUUCAACUUUAUUUGGGAGAACCAGCAUACGUGAUCAGAACUCAUAGCAUUGCUGAGUUUUUUACACUUAUCCGAUAGUUCAAGUUAUUCGGGAGAACUAGCAUACGUGAUCACAACCAUUUUUCCACGAUGACGGUAGCGAACUUCAGUCUUGUGUGCUCUCUCCUGGAGGCAAGUAUCUAGGUACGCUUGGAUAUCUAAAGGAGAUCACGGGAACGUGUAGCUUGGCGAGUUUAGGGAAGAAGCUGCAAAUCCACCAUAGCUGCUCCAUUGUGGACGUCCUCACAGGCGUGCAGCUAUUACUACGCUCCGUAUGGCGUUAAGUGGUGGCCAUGGCACGCUACAACAGAUUGGACGACGUGUAGCUAUUGUCGUAUUGCGGCCGCUUUCGAUAGCUCUACUGUCCAGACAUAUUUCCCACGACGCAGCCAAAUCAGCAAGCCAUCGAUCUCCUGUUAACCAAAGCGAGCUUGUAAUGCCGUAUGGAUUGCGUCUACCAAGCAGUGACCAAGCCCUGACAGCUCCAGAAGAUCUGACGAACCACUCAACAGCGCUCCGACGAGACUUUCACAGUGGAAGGCGAACACUGACCAUGGUCACAGCUAGCGCUAACGGAAGAAAAGCGUUUCUCGUUGACACUCUCGCACUUGUGAGAAGGCUGGAGGCAGAAGGGUUGACAGCAAAGCAAUCUGAAGCUAUUACACAUCUCAUCACAGAAGUUCUCCACGAGAGCCUUGAUACAGCCGCGCAUACCUUCGUCUCGAAACCGGAAAUGCAAAAGUCGGAGAUGGUGGCGGAGGCAGCCAUGGCCAAAGUCAAGACAGAAAUCCAGAGUCUCCAGGAUUUGAAGUUUGCUGGACUGACUCGGGAGGUUGAAGGGCUCAAGACGGAUUUGGACAAAGUGAAGAAUGAGAUUCGAUACGAGGUGGAUAAGGUGACAGCAGGACAACGUCUUGAUUUGAACUUGGAGAGAGGGAGAAUCAAGGAAGAGAUCACAGCUCAGACACAGGAGCUCAGCAGCUUGUCCAACAAGAUGGAUAGGGAGGUAAACACACUGAAGGCAGAAUUAGAAGGCGCCAAGUUUGAAAUCAUCAGAUAUUGCAUAGGUACUCUUGUUUCCGUCAGUGCUAUUGGGCUUGGUAUUCUUCGCUUGGUCCUAUAAGACUGUUGACCAUCAGACACCAGUCGACAGCUGAUGCUUCACUUAUUGAUGGAACACUGGCUGAAUGGAUGCUGUCUCAAUAACAACAUAUGCUCUUCGGCUCAUCCAAGUGUCGGUAGUUACUCCAUUAUAUUAAUUUCUUUUCUUAUUCUCGAUUGUUAAUAUACUCGUUGAUGCAUCUCGUUGAAGUGGU